GUCGUUCAUAGUGCGGAGUGGGCGUUAAAUCCGUCUUCCCUACAUCUCGUACUCAACUUCACGCUUAACGUUGCACAAGUUGCGGCACUUCCUAAAAUUUCCAGGCGCGGUCGGCCGAUGAAGAUGACACAAAGCUCCGCCACCAAGCUGCUAAACGGAGAUAUCUGUCACCAGACCUCAAACGGGAAAAAUGCGAGUAAAAAUGGCUUCGUGAAGAAGCGCUGCCUGUUCCAACAGCCACAGAAUUACCAGAGCCCCAGGGAGAAGAACCAAAAUGUCCCACAUAAUUCCAGCUUGUAUAAGAAGCCCUUUGCGGAGUCCUUUGAGGAGACACCUCUGCUGGUCGCUGUGCUCACCUACAUGGGCUAUGGCAUCCUCACCAUCUUCGGCUACCUCAGAGACUUUCUCCGCCACUGGAACAUCGAGAAGUGCCACGUGGCUAGGGAGAGAGAGGAGCAGAAGGAUUUUGUUCCUCUCUAUCAGGACUUUGAGAACUUUUACACAAGGAACUUGUACAUGAGGAUCCGAGACAAUUGGAACCGACCUAUUUGCAGCGUCCCUGGCGCCAAGAUGGACUUGGUAGAGACAGUUACUCACAACUACAACUGGACGUUUGAGCACACUGGUAAAGUGGUGAAGGAUGUUAUCAACAUGGGUUCAUACAACUACCUUGGCUUUGCUGAAAACACUGGAGCUUGUGCCGACGCUGCUGUUGAAGCCACACAGCUGUAUGGAGUCGGAGUAGGAAGCACCCGCUGUGAAAUGGGGAACCUGGACAUCCAUGAGGACUUGGAGCAGUUGGUUGCCAGGUUUCUGGGUGUUGAGUCAUCCAUGGUAUUUGGCAUGGGCUUUGCAACAAACUCCAUGAACAUUCCUGCUCUUACUGGAAAGGGUUGUCUCAUCUUGAGUGACGAGCUGAAUCACGCGUCAUUGGUGCUGGGUGCUCGGCUAUCAGGUUCCACAAUCCGGGUCUUCAAACACAACAACAUGCAAAGCCUGGAAAAGCUGCUGAGAGAUGCCAUUGUACAUGGGCAGCCCAGGACCCACAGGCCUUGGAAGAAAAUUCUCAUUGUGGUGGAGGGAAUAUACAGUAUGGAGGGGUCCAUCGUGCGUCUACCUGAAGUUAUCGCUCUAAAGAAGCGCUACAAAGCAUAUCUGUAUUUGGAUGAAGCUCACAGUAUCGGUGCCCUUGGACCCAAUGGCAAAGGAGUUGUGGAUUACUUUGGCCUGGAUCCCAAAGAUGUGGACAUCAUGAUGGGAACAUUCACCAAGAGCUUUGGAGCUGCUGGUGGAUACAUUGGAGGCAAAAAGGAGCUGAUUGACUACCUGCGCUGCCACUCUCACAGCGCCCUGUACGCCACCUCUAUGUCCCCUCCCGUGGCUCAGCAGAUCAUCACCUCCAUGAGGAUAAUCAUCGGUGAGGAUGGGACAUCACUGGGUGCUAAUCGUCUCAGACAGCUAUCAGAGAACACUACCUACUUCCGCAGGAAGCUCCGCGACAUGGGCUUUAUCAUCUAUGGCAACGAUGACUCGCCUGUUGUACCCAUGAUGCUUUACAUGCCUGCCAAAAUUGGGGCAUUUGGCCGAGAGAUGUUAAAGAGGAACAUUGGAACAGUGGUCGUCGGCUUCCCAGCGACUCCCAUCAUUGAGUCGAGAGCACGCUUCUGCAUCUCAGCUGCGCAUACCCGGGAGAUGCUUGAUACAGCAUUGGAAGUCAUCAGCGAAGUGGGUGACCUGCUGCAGCUGAAGUACUCCCGGCGUGAACAGCCUCUUCCCUCACUGGGGUGGAUGUCUGAGGAGAGCCUGCUGCAAGACUGAGCCUCAUCCUUCCUUCCAUAUCAAGCCUUCUUCUCACAUCACUGUAUUUCCCUUUUGUUUGCGUGUGCUUCUGAUAACACUUCUUUCCCCCUUGUCUUCCUAUGAGCCAGUUCCUCCACUCAACUGUUCCAUAUCUUCUCACAUUAAACUCCCACAUCCCAUGCAGUCUGUGACCUGUCCAGCCAAUUUACUCAAACCCUGGCAGGUUAAAAAAAAAACUCACUCACAUUUCUGCCUGUUGUUACAAAGUGCAUUAUAGGCUAUUCUGAUUGCAUUGUCUCACAUCAAGUCUUAUUCCUGUGUGCACAUUGAAUGUGUAUUUUAUUUGUGCAAUAACAACAACAACGUGUAGUUUCUUUGUAAUACAGACAACCUGCAGCAGUGUAAGCAAAGCUCUUGGAGGAAAAGGAAUCUGAUCAGAGCCACUGCUAUGUUGCACACAAUAAGAAAAUAUGACAUAUGUAAAUAUUAUUUUUCACAAUGUUUAUAAUACUGCUUUAGAAAAGUAUCCCAAACCUCAGAGAGAUGCAAGAUUAUUUGACAGGGAUAAGCAUGUGCUCUUCAUAUUUAUUGAUCUGAUUGCUUUUUAUCUCACAAGUUACAACAGUGGAUUUCCUUAAUCACAUUUACUUGAAUGGUGAGUAUAGAUUAUUGGUUUCUUUCCCUAACCAAAGGAUAUAAAUAUAAUGAUAUAUUUUCUACCUUUUUUCUCUUGAAAUGCAAAACAGAUGUUCUGAAAGAAAAUGUGUAACGGGGAAAGAAUUCCAGGGAGCAAGACUGACAAAUAUUUUUUUACUGCUUAUUUACUAAGAAUAGAUUUCAGCCUUAUUUACUGUUUACACCUGCACUCAAAAGUUUGAGCCUAAUGUCUUUAACAUUUCUAAAAGCCAAUGAGCUACAUGUGUGAUUUUUUUUUUUCCUCAUUCAUUCUCACUAAAGUGCUUUCAUGUGUAUCAGUAAUCUGAGCACAAAGACACGCUGCAACUAAAAUCUGUAUGUAUGACGAUGCUCAUCUGACGUACAGGCAGCUUUAUUUAUUUAUAAUGUGCUUGUUAUCCUUCGCCUGUUUCUUUUUAUUUCUUUUUGAUAAACUAUUAUUGGAAAGGCAGCUCCAAAUGUGCCCCAGUGAAGAGUAUAUUUUACCUGAUUUCAUGUCUUUAGUGCUGCACCACUGACGGGCAUGUUAAAUGCUCAGAUGAAGUAUGCAGUGCAGUUUGUAAAGAAAAAGUUUAGAUAUUAAAAUAUUAUUUUUCUUUUCCUCAUAAUCUGUGAUCAUCCUCUGGAACAUUCCAUAUCAACCUGUUUUCAGGUUUUACUGUUUGUUUUGGUCUUAAUUUUCAUUGCAUACACACCACUGUCACACUGGUUUGAUUGUUUUAUGCUCAUCAUCAUUCUGUUGAUGUGAACUUGAGGCCAUGUCUGGUGAUGUGUCAGUCUCCCCCUCCCAACAAAUAAGUUCGAAGUGGUGAAACUGAACAUGUAUCCAAAAUUAAUUAAUAAUGUUGGCAUUAAAUUGCAGCAUGAUGGCUAUUUUUGGUCUUCUUUUUAUACAGCAGUGACACUUUUCUGUGAUAAAUACCACUGUAUUUUUUUUUCAUAGAAAACUGAAUAAUAAAUCUGUGAUGCAUUUCAUUUUAAUAAAUCCAAAAUGUGGAAAUCCAGACUGAAAUCUGGAUGCAGUUCCCCAAAAAGUGCUCCGACAAGAAUUUUCUCCAAGUCAAAGUUUCCUCUCAAGCAGAGUUCAGUAACGGUCUCCACAUUUCUGUUAAUGGAUGCAAAAAAAAUUUAAUUACAAACAGCAACAUGGCUGCUUUCCUCACUGAAAAUGCAGAUUUCACAUCAAGGGAGAUUAUUCAAAUGUUUGCAGCUCUUGGGUGCAUGGUGACAUCCUCCUAAGCUACAACACAUAGGCUAAAUGUAAACUAUCCUGCUGUGACCAAUGGAAACUUCUCGGCUGCUUUUUACCUUUUGGAGUUGUAUUUGGGUUCUUAAACCUCAUGGAGAAGUUUGAAGGCCUGAUGUUUGUUGACCAUGAUGUUGGAAACAGUGCUGCAAAGAUUAAAUCAUCCAGUUUGAAA
Molecule: messenger RNA, 3896 nt
Organism: Melanotaenia boesemani (Boeseman's rainbowfish)
Lineage: Eukaryota; Metazoa; Chordata; Actinopteri; Atheriniformes; Melanotaeniidae
Gene: sptlc2b
Product: serine palmitoyltransferase, long chain base subunit 2b
Exons: 12
Coding region: 118-1818 (566 amino acids)
Biological process (GO): ceramide biosynthetic process; sphingosine biosynthetic process
Cellular component (GO): serine palmitoyltransferase complex
Molecular function (GO): pyridoxal phosphate binding; serine C-palmitoyltransferase activity
Source: RefSeq, a predicted model, not a curated record